This is a messenger RNA of Nomascus leucogenys (northern white-cheeked gibbon), 3412 nucleotides long. It is a transcript of the gene ZSCAN31, whose product is annotated as zinc finger and SCAN domain containing 31. Gene Ontology annotation, biological process: regulation of transcription by RNA polymerase II. The record is from RefSeq and is a predicted model, not a curated record. Gene Ontology annotation, molecular function: DNA-binding transcription factor activity, RNA polymerase II-specific; RNA polymerase II cis-regulatory region sequence-specific DNA binding. Lineage: Eukaryota; Metazoa; Chordata; Mammalia; Primates; Hylobatidae.
UUCACCCUUCUAUAUCAGUUAUCUGCUGCCAUAAUAAUUUGGUAUAAUAAAUAGCCACAAAACGUUGGUGGCAUAUAGUGAUAAACUUACGUUUAGCACAUAAGUAUAUGGGGCACAGCUUACCUGGGGUGGGCAGGCCCUAUUUAUACAUCUGCAUUCAGCAGCUCUGCAGACCUCAGGCUAGGCCUGCUCACAUGUCUGGCAGUUAGCUGGCUGUCAGCUAAUCUAGGAUGGUCUCAUCUGCUCCACUGGGGUGAUCUGGCUCUGUCCUACAUGUCUCUUAUCAUCUGAAAGAUAUCCUUCUCUGACAAUUUCAGAGGGCAAAAGUAAGCAAACCCAGCCACAUAAGUACUGUUCAAACCUCUGCAUGCAUCACAUUUGCUAAUAUCAUUGGCAAAAUCAAGUCAUAUUGUUGAAUCCAGUGCCACAAUGGAAGGGCACUGCAAAAUAUUAAUACAUGGCUAUAGGGAAGGGGGAAGAAUUGAGGCUAGUAACAUACUCUGCCAUAGCCUUUUCCCAGUUACCUAAACAUAGGUAAGUCAGUAACUAUAUAUACAUUUUAUUAACAUAAAUGAUAGAAUACCAUUCAUUUUUCCAUACUUUGCUUUUUUCCCCACUACUUUAUGAUUUAUUUCCAUUAAUAUAUAAUGCUCUAUCAUCAGGUGUCUUCUCCUAAGGAAGAUUAAAUCAGAAAAUUUUAAAUCACAGUUAUCCCUUCACUUGAAGCCAGAGUAAGCCUUCUAAAUUAACCCCAGGAAUGGCUUCAACAGAGGAACAGUAUGAUCUUAAGAUUGUGAAAGUGGAGGAAGACCCUAUCUGGGACCAAGAAACCCACCUUCGAGUGAACAACUUUUCUGGCCAAGAAGCCUCCCGACAACUUUUUAGGCAGUUUUGUUACCAAGAGACUCCUGGUCCCCGAGAAGCUCUAAGCCGGCUCCGAGAACUCUGUCGUCAGUGGCUAAGGCCAGAAGUCCACACCAAAGAGCAAAUCUUGGAGCUGCUGGUGCUGGAGCAGUUCCUGACUAUCCUGCCUGAGGAGCUCCAGGCCUGGGUGCGGGAGCACCAUCCGGAGAGUGGGGAGGAGGCUGUGGCUGUAGUUGAAGAUCUAGAACAAGAGCUUAGUGAGCCAGGGAACCAGGCUCCAGACCAUGAACAUGGACAUUCUGAAGUGCUCUCGGAGGAUGUGGAACAUCUGAAGGUCAAGCAGGAACCAGCAGACAUCCAGCUUCAGCCUACGGUGACACAGCUCAAAUAUGAAUCUUUUUGCCUCCACCAAUUUCAAGAACAAGAUGGUGAAAGUAUACCUGAGAACCAGGAGUUGGCAUCAAAGCAAGAAAUCUUAAAAGAAAUGGAACAUUUGGAGGAUAGCAGACUCCAAAGGGAUGUAUCUUUGGAUUCUAAGUACAGAGAAACUUGUAAACAAGACAGCAAGGCAGAAAAGCAGCAGGCACAUUCCACUGGAGAGAGACGCCACAGGUGCAAUGAAUGUGGGAAAAGCUUCACUAAGAGUUCAGUACUCAUUGAGCACCAGAGAAUCCACACUGGGGAGAAGCCAUAUGAAUGUGAAGAAUGUGGGAAGGCCUUCAGCCGGAGGUCAAGCCUGAAUGAACAUCGGCGGAGCCACACUGGAGAGAAACCCUAUCAAUGUAAGGAGUGUGGGAAAGCCUUCAGUGCCAGCAAUGGCCUCACUCGACACAGAAGAAUCCACACAGGGGAAAAACCAUAUGAAUGCAAAGUGUGUGGGAAGGCUUUCCUCCUCAGCUCAUGCCUUGUUCAGCAUCAGAGGAUACACACUGGAGAGAAGCGCUAUCAGUGUCGUGAGUGUGGCAAAGCCUUCAUUCAGAAUGCAGGGCUUUUCCAGCAUCUCCGAGUCCACACUGGUGAGAAACCCUAUCAGUGCAGUCAGUGCAGUAAACUCUUUAGUAAGCGGACACUUCUUAAGAAACAUCAGAAAAUCCACACUGGAGAGAGACCAUGAGUGUGAUGAGUUUGGGAAAGUCUUCAGUCAUCAUUGCAACCUUAUUAGGCAUUUUAGAAUCCAUACUGUUCCAGCAGAACUGGACUAAUUCUGUGGACCCUCAGACCCCUAAAUGGGGCCGUCUUGGAAAGUAAGAUUUUCAAGUGGUUUAUUCUGUUCUUAUAAAAUUUAUUUUGUAUUGCAUUGAACCACUUGUCUACACACCAGGCAUUGGUGUCUCCUGUGUGGAUGACUGUGAUUGUAGGGUUUCCUGGGUGGCCUUCUUAUUCCCUAUCCUUUGAUCCGUUUCUUAUGAUUUCCUUUAAAGGGAUAAAAUCUUAUCUGGAAAUAAAUUGUUAUGGAGGGGCUGUUUUUGAGCAAUACUGCAUAUUGAACAAUUCUAAAAGACCAGUAUCCAUGUAUACUUUUUAAAAAAAGAUUGGCUAAGAUCAAAGGAUAUUCAGAGGUGCAUCUUUUUCUGUAAGAGUGACGUUUUAAACAAACGUAAGGUUUUGGGGAAUAAGAAUCAUCCACAUUCCCACAGGAAAUCAUUGCUAUGGUCUCCCCUAGGAAUGUGAUAGAUAGCUUCUAUAAUCAUGCAGCAUUAUCCAUGGUAUGAAACCUGUAGUUUUAAUGGUUUAGACAUCUAUGUCUCAUUUCAUAUCUAACUCAUGUUUUUGAUAUGAAUCAUCAAUAUAUAUGUUGAUAUCAUAUGAGUUAAUAUGAGUUUGAUAUGAAUCAUCAACAUAGUAUAUACAUAUCAACAUAACUAUGUUGAUAAUUCAUAUCAAAUUCUCAAUGCAGGUCAUUACUGUAUUUAAGUUUUCCAUUUUUGUUACAAAUAAUAAGUAAGAUGAUACUUUAAAAUCUCUGUUCUUUACAAGGUACCUCUUUAAUUCAUAGCCUUUUAUGUCAGCAUUAUUCUUCUUUUGGGAGUUGGUCAGCAACUUUGAGUGCCAUUGCAAGCAGCAUCAUUUAAGUAGUUUUAUAAAGAAAAGAAGUCUGAUAUCUUGGGCAGCUUGCUGCUUACUGGGGAGACCAGCAUGCUUAGACAUUUAUUGUCAGGGUUAAACAUAUGCUCUGGCACCAAGUUCAAAUCUUUCCUCCCCAUUUGUGAACUGUGGGACUUAGGCAACUUAUCUAAAUGCUGCUAUGCUAUAGUCUCCCCAUCUGUAAAACAGAGGAUGAUACCAGUACCUUCCUCAUAGGGUACAUAAGAUUAAACAAAUACAAACUUGUACUUAAAAUGUAGAUCUCAAUAAAUGUGCAUUAUGAUUUACAUAAGAAAUAAUAGCAUUUAACAAAUGUAGGUAGAAUUUUAAGUAUCAUGUUAAAAUUAGGAUACGAAAUGCCUCUGCUGACAUUCUUGUUACUCUUUUCUCUACAGUCAAAACCUGAAUCAGAGUAUUUCAAAAGAGGAAAUAAAAGUUCAGCUUAAAACUGUUCUGCCCUAAA